This is a messenger RNA of Erythranthe guttata (spotted monkey flower), 636 nucleotides long. RefSeq names its product NDR1/HIN1-like protein 26. Lineage: Eukaryota; Viridiplantae; Streptophyta; Magnoliopsida; Lamiales; Phrymaceae. Gene Ontology annotation, cellular component: plasma membrane; plasmodesma. The record is from RefSeq and is a predicted model, not a curated record. Gene Ontology annotation, biological process: defense response to other organism.
AUGUCUCUAAUCACUGAAAAUUCACCACAACACUGUGCUAAAAAGCAAGAACUCAUCUCAGAAAGAUUCAUCAAAAGGCUCUUCUUUUGCAUGAGCACAAUCUUCCUCGUACUAAUCUCCAUCACACUCCUCGUUUGGCUGAUCAUCCGCCCCACAAAGCCUCGAUUUUCCAUCAAAGAAGCUCAAAUAAACCAGCUCAAAAUCACAACUCCAUCCUCACUCAACUCCUCAAUCCACAUCACUCUUGCAUCCACCAAUCCAAACGACAAACUUGGCAUACACUACGACGAAUUCGUAGUGUACGCUUCUUACAAAGGAGAAAGGAUCUCUCCGGAAGCUUCCGUAACCCCGUUCUACGUAGAUCACGGAGAAACGAAGCCUCUCAGUGCUUUGUUGGUCGGAAAUCAUCAGCCCGUGAGCCCGUUUUUGGCUUAUCAGCUUGAACGAGAUCAAGAAAUCGGAAAAUUGGAGAUGGAAUUUAAUGUGGUGGGGAAGCUGAGGUGGCGAGUGGGGAAUUGGGUUUCGAAGAGAACCCGUUUUACGGUUCACUGUAUAAUGGUUGUCCGAUUUGGGUCGAUGAAUUCACCUCCGUUGAGUACUUCCACACAAGGCACAGUUUGUUCAUUUAGUUAUUGA